AUGGACGCUGAAGGUGUCGCAGCCUCCCCGGCAGCGCCUCACCAGCCACCAUACCAAUAUACGGCCAACCAGGGCUACGAGCAGACGGAAGAAGUGCCCCGCGAAUUGCUGAGGCAACAGAAUGACGCCCCGCUGGCAGCCGGGGACGAGGACGACGACUAUCUCGAGGACAUUUUCGACGACGACGAGCGGGACGAGGAAUGGGCGGCCGACGGCGACCUGACCAAGACGUACAACCGCCAGAGACAGCAGCUGACGGACGGCGCUGCGAUCCCGCGGUCCAACCAGCAGAAGCCCACGGCAAACACCUUUGCCAGCGUCGACGACCAGGUCUCGGCGCUGUCCAAGCACGCGACCAAGAUCCGGCUCGACUCGGUCAAGCAGGAUGGCGAGCGGGACAAGGACAAGGCCGACCGGGCCACCAGCGAGCAGGUGCUGGACCAGAGGACGCGCAUGAUUCUGCUGCAGAUGAUCAACCGCGGCGCCGUCAGCGAGGUCCACGGCGCCAUCAGCACCGGCAAGGAGGCCAACGUCUACGGCGCCGUGUCGUACGACGAAGAGACGGGCGCUGCCACGCAGAGAGCCAUCAAGGUGUACAAGACGGCCAUCUUGGUGUUCAAGGACCGCGAGAGGUACAUCACCGGCGAGCACCGCUUCAAGGGCGGCUUCGACAAGGGCAACAACCGCAAGAUGGUCAAGCUGUGGGCCGAGAAGGAGUAUCGCAACCUGAGGAGGAUAUACAACGCCGGCAUCCCCUGCCCGGAGCCCCUGGCGCUGAAGCUGCACGUGCUGGUCAUGGGCUUCCUCGGCGACAACAAGGGCUGGGCGUAUCCGCGGCUGCGAGACGCCAACCUCAAGGGCGACGACGUCGACCAGCAGUGGCAGAACUUGUAUGCGCAGCUGCUGGGGACGAUGCGGCGCAUGUACCAGGUGUGCAAGCUGGUGCACGCCGACUUGAGCGAGUACAACAUCCUCUACCACGACGGCAAGCUGUACAUCAUCGACGUUUCGCAGAGCGUGGAGCCGGACCACCCGCGGUCGCUCGAGUUUCUGCGCAUGGACAUCAAGAACGUGGGUGACUUUUUCCGGCGCAAGGGCGUCGACACGCUGCCUGACCGGGCCAUCUUCAACUUCAUCACCGUGCCGGAGGGACCGGUCGAGGAGCCUGAGCUGGCGGAGGCCAUUGCGAAGUUGUACGAGACGAGACAUGCUGCUGCGAACGAGGAGGAGGCUGCUGCGGAGGAGGUGGACACGGAGGUUUUCCGGAACCAGUACAUCCCGCAGACGCUGGAGCAGGUGUAUGACAUUGAGAAGGAUGUCAAGAAGCUCGGUCUUGGAGAGGGCAAUGAGUUGGUGUACAGCAAGCUGCUGGCUGACCAGGUUGUUGCGCCCAAGGCAGAUGGCGAAGGAGAGGAUGAGGAUGAGGAAGAUUCGGAUGAUGAGUCUGGCGAGGGGGCUUCUCUUGGCAGUGGUGAGGAUGAAGAUGACGAGAGUCGGUUUGACAAGGGACGGCCGAGGGGUCGUAAAUUUGAGGACAAGGAUGAGAAGAAGCAACAUAAAUCGGCUGUUAAGGAAGCCAAGCGAGAGAAGCGAAAGGAGAAGAUGCCCAAGCAUCUGAAGAAGAAGCUCGUUUCCAGCACAUCAAGGAGAACGAAAAAAUAA
Molecule: messenger RNA, 1662 nt
Organism: Trichoderma aggressivum f. europaeum
Lineage: Eukaryota; Fungi; Ascomycota; Sordariomycetes; Hypocreales; Hypocreaceae
Exons: 2
Coding region: 1-1662 (553 amino acids)
Biological process (GO): maturation of SSU-rRNA
Cellular component (GO): cytosol; preribosome, small subunit precursor
Molecular function (GO): ATP binding; protein serine/threonine kinase activity
Source: RefSeq, a predicted model, not a curated record